Molecule: messenger RNA, 521 nt
Organism: Leptosomus discolor (cuckoo roller)
Lineage: Eukaryota; Metazoa; Chordata; Aves; Leptosomiformes; Leptosomidae
Source: RefSeq, a predicted model, not a curated record
CCCUCUGGAGGGCCCUGUGCGCCUGCCUGGGCAUUGCUGGUAGGUGUGGGCUCUGCUCGGCGUCGCAGCCCCGGGACCGGCGGGCUCUGGGCAGCGUUACGGGCCUUUUCGACAACUGGCAGGCUCUGGAGAUACAGCCAGAAUUUUUUGUUCACAUGGCAGCAGCAAACUCUACUCCACCUGGCUCUUUGGAUCUAAACCAGCCUGGAUUUGCAAAGGAGAUCCUGGGAACUAAACUGGAGGUCAAAUACCUCUGCUCCGACUGCAAGAAUAUACUGAGGAGGCCCUUUCAAGCGCAGUGUGGACAUCGCUACUGUUCCUAUUGUCUAAAGAAAAUUAUAAGUGCUGGACCUCAAAAGUGUGCCAGCUGUAUUCAGGAAGGAAUAUACGAAGAAGGAAUUUCUAUUUUGGAAACAAGCUCGGCUUUCCCAGACAACGCAGCUCGUCGGGAGGUGGAAAGUCUGCCUGCAGUCUGCAUUAACAGCGGCUGCACGUGGAAGGGGACUGUUAAAGAGUACGAG